This is a messenger RNA of Zootoca vivipara (common lizard), 7214 nucleotides long. It is a transcript of the gene DPYSL2, whose product is annotated as dihydropyrimidinase like 2. The record is from RefSeq and is a predicted model, not a curated record. NCBI's taxonomy places the organism in Eukaryota, Metazoa, Chordata, Lepidosauria, Squamata, Lacertidae. Gene Ontology annotation, molecular function: hydrolase activity, acting on carbon-nitrogen (but not peptide) bonds, in cyclic amides. Gene Ontology annotation, cellular component: cytoplasm; cytosol.
CCUCCUCCUCCUCCUGCCUCAAGACUGGGCUGGGUUUGGAGCAGAGGGAAGAAAAGGCGGCGCACGGGGGGAUCGCGGCUCCUUUCUCAUCCUUGCGAUUUUUUUGGGGUGGGUGGGUGUGCAAGCGACACCGUUUCACGGUUGCUUUUGCAAUAUAUAUAUACUGCAUCUAUAGUUUUAAAUAUUAUUUCUUGCAAGGAAGACAAGCGCAGCACUGUUUACGUACCCUUUUCAAAAAUACGAAUAACAAUAUUGCAAUUUUAAAGCAAACAAGCGCUUUUCGGGGGGGGCAACUAACAGAAUCUGCAGAAAGUAGGGGUUUUAUUUAUUACUGUUUUUUUUAAAAGAAAGGUUGCGUGGGACUUUGUUUCCCCGAGAUGUCUUACCAAGGAAAGAAAAAUAUUCCACGCAUCACGAGUGAUCGUCUUUUGAUCAAGGGUGGCAAAAUUGUUAAUGAUGACCAAUCUUUCUAUGCAGACAUUUACAUGGAAGAUGGCUUGAUAAAACAAAUUGGAGAGAACCUGAUUGUGCCAGGGGGAGUGAAGACAAUUGAAGCUCAUGGGCGGAUGGUGAUCCCUGGAGGAAUUGAUGUCCACACUCGCUUCCAGAUGCCUGAGCAGGGGAUGACCUCUUCUGAUGAUUUCUUCCAAGGAACAAAAGCAGCCCUGGCUGGAGGCACCACUAUGAUAAUUGAUCACGUUGUUCCUGAGCCAGGCACCAGUUUGCUUUCUGCAUUUGACCAAUGGCGAGAGUGGGCAGACAGCAAGUCCUGCUGCGAUUACUCUUUGCAUGUGGACAUCACGGAGUGGCAUAAAGGAGUUCAGGAGGAGAUGGAAGCCUUGGUUAAGGAUCACGGAGUGAAUUCUUUCUUGGUGUAUAUGGCUUUUAAGGAUCACUUCCAACUCACAGAUUCUCAGAUAUACGAGGUCCUGAGUGUGAUCCGUGACAUUGGGGCCAUAGCCCAAGUUCAUGCUGAAAAUGGAGACAUCAUUGCUGAGGAACAGCAGAGGAUCCUGGAACUGGGCAUCACCGGCCCCGAGGGGCAUGUUUUGAGCAGGCCUGAAGAGGUGGAGGCUGAAGCUGUGAACCGGGCUAUAACCAUUGCUAACCAAACCAACUGCCCCUUAUAUGUCAGCAAGGUGAUGGGCAAAAGUGCAGCUGAAGUUAUUGCCCAGGCCAGGAAAAAGGGCACUGUGGUGUAUGGUGAGCCCAUAACAGCAAGUUUGGGCACUGAUGGGUCCCACUACUGGAGUAAAAACUGGGCCAAAGCAGCUGCUUUUGUCACCUCUCCACCCCUGAGCCCUGACCCAACUACUCCAGACUUUCUCAAUUCUCUGCUGUCCUGCGGAGAUCUCCAAGUCACCGGUAGUGGCCACUGUACCUUCAACACUGCCCAGAAAGCUGUUGGGAAGGACAACUUUACUCUGAUCCCUGAAGGAACCAAUGGAACUGAGGAAAGGAUGUCCAUCAUCUGGGAUAAAGCUGUGGUUACUGGUAAGAUGGAUGAGAACCAGUUUGUAGCUGUGACCAGCACCAACGCAGCCAAGAUCUUCAACCUCUAUCCAAGGAAGGGACGUAUAGCUGUGGGCUCUGAUGCUGACCUGGUGAUCUGGGACCCAGACAGCGUCAAGACAAUCUCAGCCAAGACUCACAACAUAGCUGUGGAGUACAAUAUCUUUGAGGGUAUGGAGUGCCGUGGGUCCCCACUGGUGGUCAUCAGCCAGGGGAAGAUCGUGCUGGAGGACAGCAACCUCCAUGUGACUGAGGGCUCUGGGCGAUACGUUGCCAGGAAGCCCUUCCCUGACUUUGUCUACAAGCGCAUCAAGGCCAGGAGCAGGUUGGCUGAGCUGAGGGGUGUUCCUCGUGGCCUGUAUGAUGGCCCAGUCUGUGAAGUGUCAGUGACCCCGAAAACUGUCACACCGGCAUCCUCAGCCAAGACGUCUCCAGCGAAGCAGCAGGCCCCGCCUGUUAGGAACCUGCACCAGUCCGGAUUUAGCUUGUCUGGUACAUACCUAUGUGCACAGAUUGACGAUAAUAUUCCACGCCGCACUACGCAGCGCAUAGUGGCGCCUCCUGGUGGCCGUGCCAAUAUCACCAGCUUGGGUUAAAAAAAGAGCAAUGAAAGGGGAAAAAACAUGACCGUUUAGCGGAUCAUGGGAGAGGGUGGGGCACUUGAAGACCCUUUUUUAUUAUUAUUUUAGAGCCUGUGAUGGUUACUGCGGGCAACCAAUGGGUAAGGCCUAGUUAAGGCUGUUGUUCCCCAGCCCCUUUGUUGUCAAUCUCCCCCCCCCCCCAAUCUUCACAGAACCUAUUCAUUCCUCCCCCUUCUUAUACAUUUGGGAAACUCCCCCUCCCCCAUUUUGACACAUGGGGGAUGCAGAAAAAAGGAGUAAAUCAUUGAAGAGUAGAACUUGUGACUUAUAUCACCAUUAACACCAUUUUUUCUUUUUGUUGUUCUUUUAAAAAAGGAAGGAAAAAGUGAAUUUCCCAGGAGCUGCUUUUUAUUUUACUUUUUAUAUAAAUGAAGGUUUAGGUUUAACUAUUGGAAAGAGGAAUAGGGGGAAAAAUGAGGUUUUAAACUGGAUGUUUUAGAAACUGGACUUGCAGCCCUGCAUCUUAAAAAAAUGUGGGAGUCACGAUUUCCCUAGGACCAAAUCUGUAUCCACCCCCCUUUCCAAUUAGAGGAAGGUAGAAGUUGUGCUGCUAAGGUUUCAGGUAUUAUGGUGCUGGGAGGAUGUAGCCCAUCUUGUUCUUGGGUUUUAAUGCUCUAAUCCCAUCUCGGAAUUGAAGGAUCAUUUGUUCAUCCAUUUCCUUGUUUUAAUAGAUGUUUUUGUGUGUGUGUGUGAGAGAGAGAGAGAGAGAGAGGGCAUGUGUGCUUGCUGUUAUGUUUUGAGAUGCCUUAUUUUGAAAUUAAGCUCAUCCUUGUCUUUCUGAGCCACAUGAGGUCCAGGGUCCUUCUAACAACUUACGGUCAUCCUGCCACAGGUAUCUGUAUGUCAGAUAAUUCACUUGAUUCUUGGGCCAGCUCCACCUUGAUUUGUUGGGUGUCCAAGCAGCAUCGUUAACUGGUUUUCCAUUCUCCUUUUCCUAAGGGUGUCAGAUUCUGCAUAAAGUAUGUCACCUUUUAUUGGAGCCAUUGCAUGUCUAUCCGUUGGAGAACUUUCUAAACACCAGCUCUUUAUCCAUUGGGUUCAGAACUAAAAUCAGGAGAUCUAGCUAGGAAUCAUGCUGCCAAAUGACCCAUUUCCUUAAAAAACAAAAACCCAGCAUCUCCUGACUUCAGUAGAACUUGGAGAGCAAUGGGAAUCUCUUUUAAAACUAGUCUAGUCCAAUGGUUUACAAACUUCUUUCUCUGGGACACACUUUCAGAAUAAAAAUUUGCUCGUGCCACACCAAUUUCUUUAUUGAUAAGAAAUGGAUUGGACAACAAAAAGAAACAAGUCCUAGCAGUGCUUGAUUCAUAACGUAGAACACAACUACUGUACUUUAGAAUAUGAUAUUGGAACAUCCAGAAAGUAUAAAACAAUGCAGCUACAUAAGAACUUGAACCAUUCCCAAAAUAUAAUGAUAAAUAAGCCUCAUAACAUAUGUAUCUUAAGUAUGUAUGCUUACACAUCAGUGAGUGGCGUGAGCUUGCUCAUGUGGAGAACUGUAGAAGAAUAGCCAAUGCUCUUGAAGAGAGGCAUGGAUACGGUUUGUGGUUGUACAGUAUAUCCAUUCUACACCGAAAUGUUUCAAUGGUUCUUUGAUUGUCCUUGAAUCCUCUCCUGCCACACCCUUUGAGAACCACUCGUCUGGUCUUAUCAUGGAUGCACCACCAGGGGCAUAACUGCCUGGAUUCCUCACCACCUCCUGUGGAAACACUGUGCCAGUCUCUUCCACCACCCUUCCUCCCUUGCCCAUCAACCCCCUUUGCCCCAUGCCACCUCCCAUGCCCCCAUCCACCCUUGCCUUCUCCACAGUCAAGGCUUGCAGUCUUAUAGGUGGGGUUGCUUGAGUAGAUGAGAGACUGAGCAAGUACGUGGGCUGCACAUAAGACUCUUGGUUCCUUGGGCUGCCUUGGAACAUUGCCCCUGCACAUGAGAGCCUGUGUUGUACCCGAUGGCAACCGUCCUGCCAUCGUGCUUGCAGCAGGACUGGGUUAGCCUGGAGCUGAAUCUAAUGUGCAGUGUCUGUGUACUGACCCUUAAAUCGCUUGUGCCAAUUUAGGUUGCUGCAUUCUACCAAGUUGAUAAUGUGCUAAGUUGCACUUCAGUCAUUCCUCCCUUUUUUGGUGCACCACUGUGUAGAGGCAUUUCAUUAGACCUAUGGGGAAUCUGAAGUCAGCCUGACACCCUUUAAAAUGUGGAUUGAGCUGCAGGGUCUGUGUGCAUGGAAGCAGAUUACACAUUGUGGGGCCAAUCACACGCUUUCCCCCCACCCCCUUAUUAGAAAAGGUUUCCCCAAGUACAGCCCACACAGAUUCCGGUUCCUGAGUGUCCAUGUGGAGGUGCCACAGGAUCAGGCCUGGUAAAGAACAUAUGGAAAUGCUGCGUAGAACCUUACAAGAAGUUCUUAAUUGUGAAGGCAGCAUAACCUCAUUUUCUUCAUUCACUCAUUUCAAUUGAUUUUAAAUUGAUACUUUGCCACACAUUCCCCCUGUUUUUUAAAAACAACAACAACAACAAACUACAGUGGUACCUCGGUUUACAAACACAAUUGGUUCCGGAAGUCUGUACUUAACCUGAAGCGAACUUUCCCAUUGAAAGUAAUGGAAAGUGGAUUAAUCCGUUCCAGACGGUCCGUGGAGUACUUAAACUGAAAAUACUCAAACCGAGGCAUACUUAAACCGAGGUAUGACUGUACUUUUAAAAACCCUAACAUCUGUAUAUUUGCUGAUUCUUUGAAAGGAAAAGUAGAAUAUAGCCAGGUCAAUGUGUUUUGUCUUUCAAAGUACAACAAGUGAUGGAGUUGUGAUCUACAAAACUGGCUCCACAGCCCGUUCCUCAAAACAGAUCUGCCACACUAAAGCCAAUUUCUUUGACUGGUGUGAAAAAUGGGAGCAGCAGGCUCAUUGGAAUCUGGGAGAGGGGCUAGGAGAUUGCAGAGAUGACUAUCCCUACAAACUGAACUCCCUCAUCUCCCACCACUGUAGUUAACGCCUACAUUUGCCCCUUGCUGAUCCUUUCUGGAGCCACACACCCAGGAAGGAGGGUGUGUGGAUUUCUAGUGCUGCCUAGUGUACCCUGCUGCACUGGGCAGGGGGCGGGGGAUGAGCCUUGAGUCCUGGGCAUUGGUUCCCAAGCAAUGGGCCUGCUGGGCCUAUGCCUGACAUCACACACCUCACCCCCUGUAUAUUUGCCAGGGUAUUUACAGCUCUGAAGACACAAGAGGCAUGAUUGCUGGGGACAAUGGGCACAUUCACAUUCCCCCCUCCUUCACAUGUUGAGCUUACAUGGGUGGGGGGGUUCACAUGUUAUACGAUCUGUGCACACAAAAUAUAUUACCCUGAAGACAGUUGCAAAGUAUCGUGCAAGUGUUUGCUUGAAUGAAUGUAUGCUUGAUUGUGCAUCGAAUACUACUUGUGAACGAGUGCACAGCUCAGCUCUUUGUCUACAGAGACCACACAUUAUAUUCAAUGAGUGCACCAACACCCCUUUCUAGUGGAGCUGUGGUCUUCUGUAGGUGUGUAGUCAACAAGUGUGUAGUUUGCACAGUCAGUCAGCAACAGAUGCACCCACCUUGCACACAGCUUGUACCUGUGUUUAGUGUAAUGUGUGAACAAGCCUAAGGUAAGGCUCAACUGGACUUCAGUGUAGGACGCUUUCUGUAUUCUAGGCUGUGCACUAUGCAACUCAGCCAGGAGUAGUAAAAACCUGCCAGUCACAGAUGCUGAAAGGCAGUCGAGGCUUGAACUGAGUUUCCCCUUUCUCACCCUUUCACCCACAACUGAUGGCUGUUCAUCAUUCCAGACAGUUUCAUUUGUUGUUUUGGCUCUGUUUUGUUUGCUUCAGAGAUUGCACUUUUUAUUAAAUAAUUAAAAAAUAUUUAGUUAAGGGUAAUAUAUAUAUUUGCAGCUUUUUAAUUUUUCCUCCUCUCCACUUACGCUUUGAUGAAUUUAAACAAAGUUCUGUUUCGGGAAGGGGGAGGGGGGAAGUGACCAUGGGUUGUAUCCAAUGUCAGUUCUGAUCAGAGUAGGCUCAUUGAAAUUAAUAGACAUGGCUAACUUAGAUCAAUUAGGUUCAAUGAGUGUGCCUUGAGUAGAGGUUAGUUGGAUGCAACCCCAUGUUUCAGUUAUACGAAACAUGUGCAGCUCUUUGUGAUUCACUUGAGUCUUCCUUUCCCCCCUCGUGUUCAUUAUUUUGUUCUUGGACCAUUGUGUGUAUUUUUUUAAGGGGGGAAGGGAAUAAAGGAUUUGUUAAAAAAUAAAACUUUGCAGGCUAUGUAAGCAUGUUUUAUUCCUGUGGGAGCUUGCUCGCUUUGUGUGUCUGUUUCAUGAAUGUCAUAUGUAAAUGCUUAAAGGAAAUGACAUUGAACUUGGAAUUAAUUUGCCGCAGUGACUUGAUGCUCUAAAGAAAAAGGAAAAUAAUGAUAAUAAUUUUAAAAAAAUUUAAACCAUGUAGAAUUUACUACUAGAUGGAUUUUAACCCUUGGAUUUGUGCUUGUGAACAUGAGUGAAGGAGCUGUAAGUGAAUAAGCUGAUCAUGUGCGUAGACAAAAGGAGUACUGAUAAAAUUUGACCAUUCUCUCAAUGGCAUAAAAUGAGUCUUGUGUUUUUUCUUCCUUACGAACUCUGUGUUAUAUUACCAUGGGAACUCCUAAUAAAGACAAAACGUUGUUGUUUCAGUCAGCGUCUCCUUGUGUCUUGGUGGUCUUCCGUUUGGUUCUUUUAUGUUUGUGCUAAUUGCAAUCUAGUGAGGUCCAUGUUGCUUCAUGGCAACUUGGAUGGCUUUAAAGCACAAGGACAGUAGUUCAAGUAGUAAAAGCAUCUGCUUUGUACACAGAAGGUCCUGGGUUCCAUCCCUGGCGUGUCCAAGUAGGACCAGGAGAGACUCCUUUCUGAAACACUGGAGAGCCGCUAGAAGUCUCUGUAGACAACAAUGAGUUGGAAGGACCAAUGGUGUGACUUAUUGCUAUUUUUCUAGGAAAAAAAGGUGCUGGAACUCACAGUGAACUCCUUCCUUGGCAAUGGUGCCCACCUGAGAUGUCGGAACCCAUCUGAGAAGUGCUGGAAU